GACAGAAGCUAUGGGAAGCUGAGAGUGUGAAGUAUAUCGAGUACAACACGACGGCAAGAGUAAAGUUUUCUAGAGCCAAGAAAAUAUAACAAACCAAAUCAAAUGGCGACUCAGUAUUCUGACCUUGAGAAGGCCAUUAACACCCUGGUCACAAACUUCCAUGCUGCUUCUAAGGAUAACCAGCCUACGCUGAAGGCAGAUGAGUUCAAGAACCUUCUCUCCUCACAGCUGCCAACUUUGAUCAAGUCGGAACAAGUUGGUGAAGUGAUGAAGCAAAUGGGAGUGAAAGAUGGGGAAGGCAUCAGCUUCAAAAACUUCUGGGGCCUGAUUCAGAAUUUGGCCACAACCCAGCAUGGUCUGCUGAGCCACGAGAAGCUGUCUAAAUGCACCUGCCUUUUACUAUGAGCCGCCUGCGUCAACUGCAUCUGCCACUACGAUCUGGGCUCUCUGCAUUUCUCCAGUACCACUCAUCUUCUAACAAUACUCUAACUUUACUUCCUAACCAGUUAAAUAAUGUCAACAUAAACACUAUUUGUACUUUGACAUGUCUUAACAUAAUAAUUUAGUAUUUAAAAAAAAUACAAUAUUUACUUUUUAAGAACUACAGUAAUCAUCUCUCUUCCAAUCAAGUAAACCUUAAUGUGCAUACAAGUUAAACUUACUACUUCUUAUACCACAACCGAACUGGAGUUUUCAUUUGUUACUGGAGUUACAUCUUCCCACACAAUGCAUUUAACUUGAAUGUGUUUUUUUUUCCAGCCUUGUUAUAUAAAAGUGUACACACUACAUUUAAACUAACUGGCAUAAUAGUUUAUGAUAUGUGUAUUUUAAAACACAGAUAUGUACUUAGUGGUUUUAGCGGACAACUACUAAAAAUCAUUUAUUUAUAUUUUUUGAUACUGUUUUAUGGCUAAAAUCAAUAAAACCAUGACUUAUUGUUUAAUAAAAUUCACA
Messenger RNA from Danio rerio (zebrafish), 954 nucleotides. RefSeq names its product S100 calcium binding protein V2 (gene s100v2). The record is from RefSeq and is marked provisional. Lineage: Eukaryota; Metazoa; Chordata; Actinopteri; Cypriniformes; Danionidae.